Molecule: messenger RNA, 373 nt
Organism: Entamoeba invadens IP1
Lineage: Eukaryota; Evosea; Mastigamoebida; Endamoebidae
Exons: 2
Source: RefSeq, a predicted model, not a curated record
AUGAAAUUAACUGUGACAUUUUACUUGGCAAAGAAAGCUGUCUGGACUGCAGUGACACUUUCUUUUUGUGAGUCACCAACUUUAACUUCGUGUGAUUGUUUAGACCAAAUAUCAAUCAACUCAAGAUGUACAUCAAAAAUAGAUCGUUGUAAAUACCAGAAAUCUGAGAAGGGUGUUUCGACGUGUAUUACAUGUGUUGAUAAUUAUACUUUGAAUGAUGGUGAUAUGUGUGAACAACAGAGUGUGUAUGAGUUUUUGAGAAAUGGAGUUGUUUUUGGUUGCAAAACGGGAACGUAUUUGACAAAACAAAACACGUGCAACAGUUGUGGUACAUCAAAUGCAGUUUGUACAACUCAAAACAAGUUUUUGAAGU